Molecule: messenger RNA, 2209 nt
Organism: Cydia splendana
Lineage: Eukaryota; Metazoa; Arthropoda; Insecta; Lepidoptera; Tortricidae
Product: thioredoxin-related transmembrane protein 1-like
Exons: 8
Coding region: 41-889 (282 amino acids)
Cellular component (GO): endomembrane system
Molecular function (GO): disulfide oxidoreductase activity
Source: RefSeq, a predicted model, not a curated record
GCGUGUACUACGUAUUGCAACACUUAAACAAAAAUCAGACAUGGCGCGGGUACACAGAAUUCCGGACUUUUUUCACUUUUUCAUUUAUUUAUCAAUAUUUUCAUGUUGUUUACUUAAUUUGGCUAGUGCAAACAGGGAGCUAGAUGAAAGUAAUUGGAGGGACAUACUCGAAGGGGAAUGGAUGGUAGAAUUCUACGCGCCAUGGUGCCCCGCAUGCUCCGCCCUCGCACCAACAUGGCGGGACCUGUCCGCCCGCGCGGGCAAGCAGUCCCUCGCCAUGCGCGCCGCCUCCGUCGACGUGACCAAGUCGCCCGGCCUCAGCGGGCGCUUCGUGGUCACCGCGUUACCUACUAUAUUCCAUGUGAUUGACGGCGAAUUCCGUCAAUACAAGGGUCCCCGCGACGUAGACUCUAUGCUAAGCUUCGUGCAACAGAAACGGUGGCAGCAAACAGAACCCGUGCCAUCUUGGAAGGGCCCUGACUCGCUCCAAAUGGGCCUGGUGGCGCAGUUCUUCAAGCUGUCUCAAGCACUCAGGAGCGUGCAUAAUAUGCUUAUGGAGACGUACGGGCUGCCGACGUGGGGCUCGUAUCUGAUCUUCGCUGUCGCUACUAUUUUCAUCGGGGCACUGCUUGGACUGGUGUUGGUGUGCCUGAUCGACGUGCUGUACCCGCCGCGGCGCAAGGACUUCAUCCCGGCCGCUACCGGCGCCCGGGGGGACGCCGGCAACAAGUCCGACGACGAACAGGAGGAGUUGAUAAACGAAGAUAUUGUAGACGACGCGCCCUCCGGUGCCGACAGCGAUGCCGAGAAGAAUUCGCCCAGCGACAGCUCCUCCUCCUCGGCGGGGGCGGGGGCGGCGGCCGGCGACGCGCGCGCGCCCGAGACUUGAAGUAACGAAGCCAUUAUAUUCUAAAUGUUUUAAAACAUUCCGGAUCCUAAAUCUAACGUAUAACAUGCAACGUACUUACAAUUUCAACAACUUGGCAAAACGAAUUAUUGAAAUGUUAUUUAAAAUUACGCCAACAUUAAACGUGUUUAACUAUAUUUUGCAUUUUUUAUUGUAUGUAAAAUACUCAGAUUAUAAUAUAUGUUGCUCAGACUUUUGUAUAUUCACUAUAUAUUUUCUAACACAUGCAUUUUUCGUCCCUUGAUUUUUAAGGUAAUAUUGUAGUGGUGUGAAAGAGUUCUGAAUAUCUGGUAGACGAACGAGGUAUAUAUAGGAUACAUACAUUUGUACAGUCAGCAGCAGAAGUUGCUAAACGGGCGAAGUGUUCAAAAUUACUUUGACACGCUCUUAUUCUCUAAAGGCCCCUGUACACAAUGGGCCAGCGUGGCCCGUCUGGGGGACGCAUUUAUGCGGUAGAGGGAGCAAGUGAUAUUGCUAUCUCAUUCUACCGCAUGGCUGCGUCGCUUGGACUGGCCGGCGCUGGCCCAUUAAAAAAAUUUCGGCUACAAAUAGCAAAUAUAUUAAAAAGCAGAUAUGAACAGAAACAAUUGUGUUCGACGUAUUUGCGUAAUGUGCUUAUUAUAGGACAGGGUGUCGUAAUGAAGCACUAGAUGUAGUGUAAACAAAGGUUAUAAAAUUUGUGGUUUUUUUUUUAAUUAUACCGAAAUAGAACUUUUUCUCAUCACCACGAUUAACAAUAAAGUGAACGGGGAGCAGGAAAUAUUGAAAUUUCACUAUGUUGGAAAAUUUCAACAUCGGUAUCAUCAUAUACCAAUAAUAUACACACAUAUUUUGCAAAGGGAUACAAAACCAUUUUUAGUUUUUAUAAGUAGCCCUCUUGGUUAUCUUUGAUCAUAAGUAUGUUACAUUUUUGGUAAGAGAUAGUCAAAUAAAUGGCUUAUAAGUAUAGCGACAUAAAAUAUUUGAAAUUGAAAAAAAGGAACUAAAAAAUCCUAUAAGUACUAAAUUGUUGGCAAUUUUAAGCAUUUGACGUCAAAAAUGUGACAGUUAUUAUUAGGAAGUGGCGCCCUUAAUAAUUUUCUACAAUUUUUUGUCGGACUGUAGGAUCCUACUCUAGUAUUAGCCUUUGUUUUAUCUAUUUAUGAGAUUUAUCAAUGUGCUUAGUGUUCUAAAACACAAAUAUGAUUUGCUCCCCGCGCAUUGCGAUAUAAUGCCUUGUACAAAGACUUAAGAUUUGUUAGUGUUGCGUUUUUAUUAACUAUUAUUGACUUAGUGACUUGCUGAAUAAAUUGUAUUUAUAAA